CUUUGUAAAAAGUCUAAUCUGUCAGCCAGUGCAUGUCAAAAAAUUUGCAAAAUCGAAUUUGGGGAAAAAGACUCCAAAAUAGAUCUUGAAUUGAUUUUAAAAGAAAAAGUACUGAACAGCGCGUAGAAUUAUUCAUAAGUGUAACUGAUAUUAAUAUAAUUUACGUGGCCAUGGCAUCUCCAUCUCCGAAAUCUCCUGAACAAAAUGAGAAAACGAAACAAUACGACCGGCAACUUCGACUUUGGGGUGACCAUGGGCAAGCUGCUCUUGAAAAUGGUCAUAUUUGUUUGAUUAAUGCAAAUGCUUUGGGUACAGAAAUAAUUAAAUCCAUAGUCCUCCCUGGCGUGGGUUCUGUUACGAUCGUUGACGAUAGCACUGUUAGUGACGAAGAUAUUGGCAGUAACUUCUUCUUAGAAUGUUCAAGUAAGGGUUCAAACAGGGGAACAGAAGCUCUCCGUUUACUGAUAGAAUUGAAUCCUGCUGUUCAAGGUCAUGCUGUUCAAGAGCCGCCGGACCAGAUACUUCAAGAAAACCCAGACUUUUUUAAAUCAUUCAGUGUAGUCAUAGCUACAGCACUUAGUGAGAAAACUAUACAAGAUUUGGCACAACAUUUAUGGGAUAUAAAUGUCCCUUUUAUUCUCUGCCGAUCUGUUGGCUUUUUGGGAUCGUUUAGAAUACAGCUCAAAGAACAUGCUGUUAUUGAAACUCAUCCUGAUAAUGAACAAGUAGAUUUACGACUGGAUGUUCCAUUCCAACCUUUGGCUGACUAUUUAAAUGCAUUUGAUAUUGAAGCACUAGAUUUGAAAGAUCAUGGGCAUAUACCAUGGAUUGUAAUUCUGUACAAAGCUGUUCAGAAAUGGCAGACUUCAAAUUCUAAUAGCUGGCCUAUGAGUAGAAAAGAGAAAAAUGAAAUAAAAGAGAUUAUUCAAGGAUUUAUAAGGAAAGAUGAGAAUGGUGUACCUAUAAGUGAGGAGAAUUUUGAAGAGGCACUUAGAGCAGUCAAUACUGCCCUAGUUCCAACAUUCUUACCAGUGAAGAUACAAGAUUUACUGUACUGCAGUUCUGCUACAAACCUAAACAAGGACAGUUCCCCAUUUUGGAUCAUGUGUUCAGCAUUGAGGGGAUUCGUUGAGGCUGAAGGCAAAGGGAAAUUGCCUGUAAGAGGUGUGCUGCCAGACAUGACUGCCUCUACAGAGCACUUCGUGAAGCUGCAGAACAUAUACCGAUCUCAAGCUGCCAUGGAUGCAGAAAUAGUAUACAGAAAAGUGCAACAGAUUGUUGCCCAGCUGCACUGUGACAGUAUUAGCGAGACAGAUGUUAAGUUAUUUUGUAGACAUGCCCAUGAUCUGUAUUUAAUCAUAGGCUCUAACAUAGCUACUGAAUAUCAGUUGGGGGGAACAGUGGCAUCUUAUAUUUCUCGGUAUCUUGAAGAGCCAGAUGUCAUGAUGGUGCACUACAUCCUACUGAGAGCAGCUGAAAUGUUCCGGUCACAACACUGUAGAGCCCCAGGUGACUGGGAACCUGAAAGUGACAUUUCUAAUUUGAAAUCAUGCGUCACUAAACUACUCAGUGAUAUAUCAUGUUCUCCAUUCCCAAAAGAUGAUCAUAUUCAUGAAAUGUGUCGGUAUGGUGGAGCUGAGAUACACAGUGUAUCAGCAUUUCUAGGUGGCUGUGUAGCACAUGAGGCAAUUAAAAUAAUCACCAAACAAUAUAAGCCAGUGAAUAACAUGUUUAUCUAUGAUGGAUCUUCAACUAACACUGCAACAUUUACUUUUUAAUCAGAAAAAUUAAUAAAUUGUGAAGCAAGA
Molecule: messenger RNA, 1808 nt
Organism: Ostrinia nubilalis (European corn borer)
Lineage: Eukaryota; Metazoa; Arthropoda; Insecta; Lepidoptera; Crambidae
Gene: APP-BP1
Product: NEDD8-activating enzyme E1 regulatory subunit
Exons: 1
Coding region: 171-1778 (535 amino acids)
Biological process (GO): protein neddylation
Cellular component (GO): cytoplasm
Molecular function (GO): NEDD8 activating enzyme activity
Source: RefSeq, a predicted model, not a curated record